AUGUGCGACCUCCCUGAAGACGUGUCUCGGGAUUGUGCUCGUCUCAACGGGUCCCGGAGUGUUAGUUUUCCAGUACGCGAGAAGUCCGAUUUGUACCUUUCUCCUCUUCGACUGUUUUUUUGCCACUUUUCACGCCGUUUUCGAGGUUUCAUGAAGAAGACUACCUCGAGCAGACCCUUCGAGACUGUACAGCUCAAGUCUAUGAUACCGUCCGUAGAUGAGGUCAGAAAGAGUGGCUAUUGCCACGGCCUGACAGUCUGGUUGCCGGAGCAACGGCAUUACAUGCAAGCAUGCCUGUUGAACGACAAAAGUCUGGUUGCCGGGGCUCUUGCUUACCGGUUGGGUUGUCGACGCUUCGCUCCUCGAGACAAUCAUUCUUCAACCCGAUGA
Molecule: messenger RNA, 390 nt
Organism: Protopolystoma xenopodis
Lineage: Eukaryota; Metazoa; Platyhelminthes; Monogenea; Polystomatidea; Polystomatidae
Source: the annotation of a GenBank genome assembly